AUGAGCAGCACUUCCGACACCCCGAAGCUUGGGAUUAAGGAGAGAGGGGGUUCACAACUGCAUCCAAGCGAAGGAUCUGGGUUGGGUGACACAUUUGAGACCUCAAAAAUCAAGGGCCCCGGGUUGGAAUCGGUUUAUCUUUCUGCGCUCCCUGUCAAGACGCCUGUCAAGACACCCCCAAAGACCAAGAGAGGAAGCCCGAAAGAUUCGCCUAAAUCCCUAUCAAGUGAGGAAACUCAGACAAGCACAGCAACAGACGCCACCACCGCUUGCAGUUUAGGCUCAGUCGCAGAGCUACCCACGUUUGCCCACGACGACGAAUACAAUCAAGACGGGCUCCCUGGAAAUAUCAAGACCACGUACUACGUGAAAGAAGCAGAUCUCGUGAAAGAUCUUGAGAAAUUUGGGUUGUUGGACGACUACAAGUAUAUUGCUCUCACAGAAGUGCACUGUGGACGUGCGUACCGUUUAGAAAUGCCUACUGAUUUUCAUGAGCAAACAUGUCGAGGGCUGGGAGCUCAGAUCUCGACUAAAUGUGGUUCUGGCCUGCUUUGGAUGACGAAUUCCCAAAUCCACUUCUCAGAUGGUUCUACAAGAUUCCCUGAUUUGGCUAUCUUUGGGGAAACAAGGGUGGAUGUUGAUAAAACAACAGGAUUGAAGGAUCCCAAGCGAGAGGAGUGCAAAGAGCUUGGGUGUAAUUCAUAUGUAAAUCCCCAUGUAUUGAUCGAGUUUAGCUGGACACACGAAAUGAAGGUGGAGGUCCCGAAGUUCGUCAAGCAAAUGGAAGAGCAUCCACAAGAACUUGGACGAAUCAAUGUUGGCUUUCUCAUCAAGACCAUCCCUACCAACAGCAGCAAGGAUUAUCCCAAAUUUGGCGACCUAUCCAACCCUAUUUGCGGGUUUGAUGUCUACGAGUUUCGUGGUGAGAGAUGUGAAAUUGUGAAUGGCGAGCCCACUUCCAAGUACCGUGUGGGUGUCAACGAGGAAACGUACUUUGAAAUCAGGGACGAGGAUCUGGGUCGUAACGGGGAGAAGUCGUAUAGAUUCCCUCUCGGAUACAUUCGAGAGAGGCUUGAAUCAUUGGAGGUGAAGUUUGAAGAGAAGCAGAAAAAGUGA
Molecule: messenger RNA, 1116 nt
Organism: Seminavis robusta
Lineage: Eukaryota; Bacillariophyta; Bacillariophyceae; Naviculales; Naviculaceae
Source: the annotation of a GenBank genome assembly